Molecule: messenger RNA, 2229 nt
Organism: Dermacentor silvarum
Lineage: Eukaryota; Metazoa; Arthropoda; Arachnida; Ixodida; Ixodidae
Product: neprilysin-1-like
Exons: 5
Coding region: 1-1623 (540 amino acids)
Biological process (GO): protein processing
Cellular component (GO): plasma membrane
Molecular function (GO): metalloendopeptidase activity
Source: RefSeq, a predicted model, not a curated record
AUGGGGUCACGGUGGCAGCUGCCCCUGUGGUUCAACGUACUCGUGUUGACCAAGUUCUCCGGAGGCCAGCGAGCAGUGGUGCUCGAGGACAACCCGAAGAUGCGUGACUGGGCGGCCAUCCACAAGGGGCUAGAUGCGACGAACUCCACUUUCGAGUACUGCAGUGGUCAUUACGAGGCUCUGUCACCAAGAGACGACACGAAACGACUGCAGCAGGAUUCCCUCUCGGAAUGCGAUGAGAUGAACCGCAUCGAGAAGGACGUGUACCGCGAGCUCCUCGUAAACCGUGAAGGCAAGCCCAAGACCAGUGCCAUGUUCCCUCUGGAUACCAUCAAGGAGCGCACGGCCGGUGCCUUCUCGCCGAGCGAGUGGCUUGAGAGGCUCAAUAACCACGCAUCGGUCACUGGCCAGCCCAGGUUCACAGCAUGGGACCGCAUAGUCCUCAGGGACACGGGGCUACUUGCAGGUAUCGGCCGGCUCUGGGCGAUCCACAGCCAAGCGAAAGUGCGGAAGGCGCUGUCCUGGCUUCUGGCGCAGAUAUUGGGGCCCAUCGUGGACGCUGGGUUGCUUAGGUACAGGUACGGCAGUCUGGCCGCAGCCAACGUCAGGCGCGCCUAUUUCUGCGCUGCCGAGGUUGAAGAUAUCUACCGGUUUCUGGUGAUUGCCCUCGCGAUAGCCGUCAACUUUCCGGCAAGUCUGCGCCUAAACAUCAACUCGCAGCUCAGCAUGGUCCAGCAGACGGCCUCAGCCCUGGUCGGAGCUCUCCCGUGGCUCGACAACGCCACCAAGGUCAACGCUCGGAACAAGCUUUCGCGCGCCAGGACUCUGCUGUGGCCCGCCAAUGACCUCCUCACGGACGAGGCGCUCUCCAUCAUGUACUCCGGCUUUCGCGAUGACAUGCACGCCACGGGUGAGACGUUCGCACACCUCUGGAUUCACUCCAGACAAGCGCUUUACGACAUGGAGACGGACCAGGUCUACCAAGACACUGCAGCUGACAUGGCGCCCAACAUGCGCCUGCCUUUGGCCAAAUACGACUACGUGCGCAACAUGGUCCGCAUUUCGGUACAGGCACUGUCCGAACCAAUGUUCUACGCGCAGGGCACGGACGCUAUGUUCCACGGCGGCCUGGGCUUUGUCUACGCCCGCGAACUCGUCAAAAGCUUGGACGGUGAGGGCAUGUCGUAUGACGCGGACGGCAAUGUAGGCCAUGACUGGGCGUCAGAUGUCUGGAGAAUGACCAUGGGUGAACGAAUGCUCUGUCUGGCGGCUCACGGCAGUGGCACUAAAAGGGAAACCACCGCAGACGACGACUAUCGCCUCUUUCCCGACACUCCGGCGUUGGAGGUGGCGUACACGGCGCUGGAGCAGUCGCUCGCUUCGGAACCGCGGUCCACGAGGGUCCUCGAGGCUUACACCGAACAGCAGCUCUUCUUCAUCACCCUGUGCUACCUCAUGUGCGGCGGCGCUAACCCGGGCCCCACGGACUGCAACAGGGCCCUGCGCCACUUCCCGCCUUUCGCGCAACACUUCAACUGCGCGCCGGGCAGCAAGAUGAGGGCCUCCAAGCAGUGCUCUCUCCUCUACACAAAGCACGCCGGCGACGAACACACAGAGAAAUGAACUGUACUAGCAGUUCUUCGUGUGAUGUCGGUUGUGUGCGAUUCGCGAAAUAGUACGUUGGACAAUGGAUGUGUUCCGAACAUUCCGAAUAUAUUACCACCCGCUAAGCUAACAUUAAGCAAAGAAACGACGCUCGUUUUAAUUUUCCAUUGAGUAGCACUUCUUCGUGUCAGUUCGAGACAGCUAUGAAAAGUGUGCAACUUGCAUUUGACUCGUGCUGAUAAUUUGUUACAAAUACUCUUAAUGCGCUGUUAACCAGCCCGAGCGAUCGCAUAAAUCUUGGUGAGCCUCGGGAAUGGUAAACAGUCUUUUUUUAUUUAUUUGUUGCGUUGCGAAACCUCGCAGUAAAACAUCCGACUUCGAUGUUGCGUUAUGCGUUGAGCAUUUUCACGUAUGAGCCUCUAUGCGACACUUCUGUUAGGAUUGCCUAAGUCGCCUAGACUGAACGUGCAGUGCUGUGCAUUCUACCAACUUUAUGCAUUCAGUUCAUUGUUGAUAACGCACAUCGUGACCAGUCAACGGCAUCCUUGCAUGUUGUUAUAUCGACAGUUGUAAUGUGACGCCAAGCCGAUGAACGUUGCGGAUUUCAUUUGGUGUAUGAACGCG